Messenger RNA from Entamoeba dispar SAW760, 1659 nucleotides. RefSeq names its product heat shock cognate HSP70 protein, putative. The coding region runs from base 1 to 1659 and encodes 552 amino acids. Gene Ontology annotation, molecular function: ATP-dependent protein folding chaperone; ATP binding; heat shock protein binding. The transcript has a single exon. The record is from RefSeq and is a predicted model, not a curated record. Gene Ontology annotation, cellular component: cytoplasm. Lineage: Eukaryota; Evosea; Mastigamoebida; Endamoebidae. Gene Ontology annotation, biological process: protein refolding; cellular response to unfolded protein.
AUGACACAACAAGAAGAGUUCUCAAUUUCAAUUGGAAUUGAUUUAGGACUUACACAUUCUUCAGUUGCUUAUUAUGACAUUGUUAGAAAUGAACCUAUCAUACUUCAAGACAAAACAGGAAAAGAACAAAUACCAUCGUGCGUUAAUCUUUCACAACUAAAUAGUAGUGGAUUUGCUGUUGUAGGAAAUGUUGCAAAAUAUGACAUUAAUAAUAAAUGUAUUAUUUAUGAUAGUAAAAAAAUAAUAGGAAGAGAUGAAAUUGAUGUUGAUUAUGAAGAUUAUCCAUUUGAAGUAAAAGGCAGAGAUAAUGGAAGUGCUUAUAUUGAAUGUUAUAAUCCAUUGACUCAAGAAAGUGAAGAAUUUGAACCAGAAGAAAUUAGUGGAAUGAUAUUAAAAUAUUUAUAUGAAACUGCCCAAGAAAAACUUGGUAAUCAUCCAAUAUCAAAUGUUAUUGUUACUGUCCCAGCUGAAUUCAAUGAUAGACAAAGAGAGGCAACAUUAUUGGCAUGUAAAUUAGCAGGAAUUAAGAAUGUUGAACUUGCUAAUGAACUAAUAGCAGUUAUUAUUGAAUAUAAAAGAGAAUAUCCAAAUUCAUUAAAAAAUGGAGAUAAAAUUGUAGUAAUUGAUUUUGGAAGAACACUAGAUGUAACAUGUUGUAAAAUAGUAAAUGAUAAUAUCAUUGUAGAUUCAUCCGGAGGAAAUGAGAAUUUAGGAUUCAAUGACAUUGAUAAAGUGAUGAGUGAUAUUAUUAAAGAAAGAAUAGAAGAAGGUAUUCCAGGAUAUUAUGAACAGAAACAAGGAAUGACUCAAGAAGAAAAGAUAACACUCAACAAGAAAAUAAUUAGAUUAAAGAAAGAAUCAGAAAGAAUUAAAAUUGAAUUAAGUGAUAAAAAUGAUACUGAAUUAGAUUUAGAAUUAUUAUUAUUAUCUGAUGAUUAUGAAUUUAGUACUGAUUUUACUAUCACAAGAAAAGAAUUUGAAGAAGAAUGUUACAAAAGAGGAAUAUAUGAAGAAUUUAUUAAUAAAAUAAAACAAGUUACUCAAAGAAAAGGAUAUAAAAAAAGAAAUGUUAAAUUAGUAAUACUAAAUAGUGGAAUAUGUAAAAUACCAAGAAUUAGAGAAGAGGUUACUAAGUUAUUUGAUAUACAAACAUUUGCUGAUGAAAGUUUUAAUCCACUUAAUGCUGUUGUAAAAGGAGCUGCAUAUUUAGCAUUUUCAAAACAAGAAACUGUUAUUGGUCAUGAAGUUGUAUAUGAUAUUGUUCCAACACCAAUUGGAAUAGAAGUAAAAGGAGGAACAUUUAAAAUACUUAUUAAAGAUGGAGAAAAACUUCCUACAAAUAUAAUUACAAAAAGGUAUUCUACAACAAAACUCAAUCAAACAUCAAUAAAAUUUAAUAUUUAUAAAGGAUUUGGUAAAUGUGUUAAUUCAUAUAAAAUGGAAUACAUCACUACUCUUUGUAUUGAUCGAACUCAUAAUGGAAAAUCUAGAGAACAAAUAAUUGAAUUUACAAUGCAAAUUAAUGAAAAGGGGGUGAUGAAUAUUUGUGGUUCUGUUAUUGGGACUGAUAUCAAAAAAGAAAUGCAUGUUAACAUUGAUUUAUCUAGAGAAAAUGGUGAAACUGCAAAAUUAAUAAAACAUUUUCAAUCAUUUUAUUAA